This is a messenger RNA of Sebastes umbrosus (honeycomb rockfish), 1468 nucleotides long. RefSeq names its product galectin 8a (gene lgals8a). The coding region runs from base 113 to 1081 and encodes 322 amino acids. The record is from RefSeq and is a predicted model, not a curated record. Gene Ontology annotation, molecular function: carbohydrate binding. NCBI's taxonomy places the organism in Eukaryota, Metazoa, Chordata, Actinopteri, Perciformes, Sebastidae. The transcript is spliced from 9 exons.
CCGGAAGUUGAUCUCAUCCGGGUAACCAACAACCGUGAUGACGUAGAACACGGAAGAAAACAAAAGACCAAAGUAGCUUCAGAGCUUCACGUCGCAGCUCUUCUGCUCCAACAUGUCGGUUUCUAACCCGAGACAGACGUUUUUAAACCCGGCGAUCCCCUUCGCUGGGACGAUCCUGGGUGGUUUGCUGCCGGGGGAGAUGGUUCUGAUUCAGGGCUCAGUACCGUCUGAUGCUGACCGGUUCCAGGUGGACUUCACGUGUGGCAGCAGCGUGACACCGAGGGCCGACGUGGCGUUUCACUUCAACCCGAGGUUCAAAAAGUCGCCGUGUAUCGUCUGCAACUCGCUGCAGAAGGAGCGCUGGGGCCGAGAGGAGAUCCUGUACGUGAAGCCCUUCACUGUCGAGGAGACGUUCGAGCUCAUCAUCCUCGUCCUGAAAAACACGUUUAAGGUGGCGGUGAACGGAGGUCACGUGUUGGAGUAUAAACACAGAGUGGAGCUGGAGCGAGUCGACACCCUGUGCAUAUCUGGAAAGGUCAAAGUUCAAGCUGUCGGCAUCCUCCCCGUGAGCCCUAGCGAAGUUUCUUCUGCAGCCAGUGUGACCAAACAGGAACAACCAGAGACGAAUCAGAAACCUCAUCAGACACCAAUAAUCUCCUCUUCAGGUGACUUGAGUGUUCCCUUCAGAGGUGAGCUGGUUAAAGGACUGAGUGUUGGACGCAGCAUCACUGUUAAAGGAGAAACCAAUCACGACGCACAGAAUUUCGGUGUGAACCUGCGAGUGUCUGGCGGCGGCGACAUCGCUCUUCAUCUGAACCCUCGUCUGAAGGAAGAGGUCUUCGUCAGAAACUCCUUCCGGUCUGAGUGCUGGGGCACCGAGGAGAGAAAGCUGUCCUCCUCCUUCCCCUUCAGUCCGGGACAAUACUUUGAGAUGAUCAUCCUGUGUGAGAGACAGCAGUUCAGAGUUGCCGUCAACGGGCUCCACCAGCUGGACUUCAAACACCGAGCCCAGGACCUGAGCCGCAUCACCCAGCUGGAGGUGCUGGGUGACGUCACGCUGCUGGACGUCAAGAUCCUCUAAAAACCUGGAGCAUCGCUCACUGUGUUCAGGUUGUAAAAUGUAUAUAUUUAUAAUCGUUCAAUAAUUACAUCACAUCCUUUAUAAUCACAGAACAGUGUCAGUAACAUUAACGAACACGAAGAUCAAACAAACUAGUGUAUUUGAUCGUUUUGCGGGCUGUAAAGUCUUUGAAAGGGUUAUCAAGGAUUUUGAUCAUUAACAUGCCUUUAAAUAUUCUAACUUUAAAGCAAUGGCGUAAAAUCUUUUUUUAUAACUGAAAAUGUCUGAACAAAGUUACCAUCCAGAAACAUAUUAAAUAUGAACUAAUGUACUGUUUGUGCUUCUUUAAUUGUUGUUCCUGUUAAUGCACUUUGUGAACAGCUCAAUAAACUAACCAUGUGAACCUUU